GUCCACAGUAUCACACGUCUUACAAAAUGGGAAAACGCGAUAAAUCAAAGUCCAGCACGCAGCAGCCCCCGGUCUCGCUGAUACUCCCGCCGUCACUGUAUCUGGGUCCGUGCUCAGCAGCGUCCUCAGAACCGUUCCUUACGGCACAAUCGAUAACUGACGUGCUCAGCAUCGGAGCUACUCCCGCGGAGAAGUUCGACGGCGUGUCAUACCACCGAAUAUCGAUCAGCGACUCCCCGUCCCCGUCCAUAUCCAAAGCCUGCGACUCGGCACGUACGAUCAUCGACGCGGCUUUGAAAUUUCACAACGGAACGGGCAAGAUCCUAGUACACUGCUCUGCGGGCAUCUCGCGGUCCCCGACGGUCGUCGCGGCGUAUCUGAUGAGGCAUCAUCAGAUGUCGCUGAAUGAUGCCCUCCGGCAGAUUGUUCAGGCGCGCCCGCAGGCCUCACCGAACCCAGGGUUUAUGCGGCAGCUGAAGGAGAUGGAGAUGGAGCUGUUUGGAAGCGUCACGGUAGACGUGGACGAGAUGCCGCGAAAGGAGAAGGAUCGACUGGUGUUGUUUUCAGAAGGGAGUGAUGCUGCCACGAGUUCUUGAACACAACUAGUGAUUGCCUGAUCAGCGAGUUAGCACUAUCAUUCGUUUCUAUGCUGAUACAGUACUAAA
Messenger RNA from Phanerochaete carnosa HHB-10118-sp, 665 nucleotides. RefSeq lists its product as uncharacterized. The transcript has a single exon. Gene Ontology annotation, cellular component: cytoplasm. Bases 27 to 596 code for a protein of 189 amino acids. The record is from RefSeq and is a predicted model, not a curated record. Gene Ontology annotation, molecular function: protein tyrosine/threonine phosphatase activity; MAP kinase tyrosine/serine/threonine phosphatase activity. Lineage: Eukaryota; Fungi; Basidiomycota; Agaricomycetes; Polyporales; Phanerochaetaceae. Gene Ontology annotation, biological process: negative regulation of MAPK cascade; protein dephosphorylation.